Molecule: messenger RNA, 3650 nt
Organism: Pongo pygmaeus (Bornean orangutan)
Lineage: Eukaryota; Metazoa; Chordata; Mammalia; Primates; Hominidae
Gene: POLD1
Product: DNA polymerase delta 1, catalytic subunit
Exons: 28
Coding region: 137-3583 (1148 amino acids)
Biological process (GO): base-excision repair, gap-filling; nucleotide-excision repair, DNA gap filling; DNA-templated DNA replication
Cellular component (GO): delta DNA polymerase complex
Molecular function (GO): DNA binding; nucleotide binding; DNA-directed DNA polymerase activity
Source: RefSeq, a predicted model, not a curated record
UUGGGCGUGGCCUCGCCCGCACUUGGAAAGGCGGGGGCGUGGCCCGUGUCGGAGCGCCGAGGCUCUGGGCCUGCGCGCGCGGGAGUCAGGGGUCACGGCGGCGUAGGCUGUGGCGGGAAACGCUGUUUGAAGCAGGAUGGAUGGCAAGCGGCGGCCAGGCCCAGGGCCCGGGGUGCCCCCAAAGCGGGCCCGUGGGGGCCUCUGGGAUGAUGAUGACGCACCUCGGCCAUCCCAAUUCGAGGAGGACCUGGCACUGAUGGAGGAGAUGGAGGCAGAGCGCAGGCUGCAGGAGCAGGAGGAGGAGGAGCUGCAGUCAGUCCUGGAGGGGGUUGUAGACGGGCAGGUCCUACCAUCAGCCAUAGAUCCUCGCUGGCUUCGGCCCACGCCACCAGCCCUGGACCCCCAGACAGAGCCCCUCAUCUUCCAACAGUUGGAGAUUGACCAUUAUGUGGAUGGAGUCUCGCUCUUGUUGCCCAGGCUGGAGCGCAGUGGCACACUCUUGGCUCACUAUGACCUCCGCCUCCUGGGUUCAAGCGAUUCUUCUUCCUCAGCCUCCCAAGUAGCUGGGAUUACAGGCCCAGCGCAGCCUGUGCCUGGCGGGCCCCCACCUUCCCACGGCUCCGUGCCUGUGCUCCGUGCCUUCGGGGUCACCGAUGAGGGGUUCUCUGUCUGCUGCCACAUCCACGGCUUCGCUCCCUACUUCUACACCCCAGCGCCCCCUGGUUUCGGGCCCGAGCACCUGGGUGACCUGCAACGGGAGCUGAACUUGGCCAUCAGCCGGGACAAUCGCGGGGGGAAGGAGCUGACUGGGCCGGCCGUGCUGGCCGUGGAGCUGUGCUCCCGAGAGAGCAUGUUUGGGUACCACGGGCACGGCCCCUCCCCGUUCCUGCGCAUCACCCUGGCGCUGCCACGCCUCGUGGCCCCGGCCCGCCGUCUCCUGGAACAGGGCAUCCGUGUAGCAGGCCUGGGCACGCCCAGCUUCGCGCCCUACGAGGCCAACGUCGACUUUGAGAUCCGGUUCAUGGUGGACACGGACAUCGUCGGCUGCAACUGGCUGGAGCUCCCAGCCGGGAAAUACGCCCUGAGGCUGAAGGAGAAGGCUACGCAGUGCCAGCUGGAGGUGGACGUGCUGUGGUCUGAUGUGGUCAGUCACCCACCGGAAGGGCCGUGGCAGCGCAUUGCACCCUUGCGCGUGCUCAGCUUCGAUAUCGAGUGCGCCGGCCGCAAAGGCAUCUUCCCUGAGCCUGAGCGGGACCCUGUCAUCCAGAUCUGCUCGCUGGGCCUGCGCUGGGGGGAGCCAGAGCCCUUCCUACGCUUGGCGCUCACCCUGCGGCCCUGUGCCCCCAUCCUGGGUGCCAAGGUGCAGAGCUACGAGAAGGAGGAGGACCUGCUGCAGGCCUGGUCCACCUUCAUCCGUAUCAUGGACCCUGACGUGAUCACCGGUUACAACAUCCAGAACUUUGACCUUCCGUACCUCAUCUCUCGGGCCCAGACCCUCAAGGUACAAACGUUCCCUUUCCUGGGCCGUGUGGCCGGCCUUCGCUCCAACAUCCGGGACUCUUCGUUCCAGUCCAAGCAGACGGGCCGGCGGGACACCAAGGUGGUCAGCAUGGUGGGCCGCGUGCAGAUGGACAUGCUGCAGGUGCUGCUGCGGGAGUACAAGCUCCGCUCCUACACGCUCAAUGCCGUGAGCUUCCACUUCCUGGGCGAGCAGAAGGAGGACGUGCAGCACAGCAUCAUCACCGACCUGCAGAAUGGGAACGACCAGACCCGCCGCCGCCUGGCUGUGUACUGCCUGAAGGAUGCCUACCUGCCACUGCGGCUGCUGGAGCGGCUCAUGGUGCUGGUGAACGCCGUGGAGAUGGCGAGGGUCACUGGCGUGCCCCUCAGCUACCUGCUCAGUCGUGGUCAGCAGGUCAAGGUUGUAUCCCAGCUGUUGCGGCAGGCCAUGCACGAGGGGCUGCUGAUGCCCGUGGUGAAGUCAGAGGGUGGUGAGGACUACACGGGAGCCACUGUCAUCGAGCCCCUCAAAGGGUACUACGACGUCCCCAUCGCCACCCUGGACUUCUCCUCGCUGUACCCGUCCAUCAUGAUGGCCCACAACCUGUGCUACACCACGCUCCUGAAGCCCGGAGCUGUGCAGAAACUGGGACUGACUGAGGAUCAGUUCAUCAGGACGCCCACCGGGGACGAGUUUGUGAAGACCUCAGUGCGGAAGGGGCUGCUGCCCCAGAUCCUGGAGAACCUGCUCAGCGCCCGGAAGAGGGCCAAGGCCGAGCUGGCCAAGGAGACAGACCCCCUGCGGCGCCAGGUCCUGGAUGGACGGCAGCUGGCGCUGAAGGUGAGCGCCAACUCCGUAUACGGCUUCACUGGCGCCCAGGUGGGCAAGUUGCCGUGCCUGGAGAUCUCACAGAGCGUCACGGGGUUCGGACGUCAGAUGAUCGAGAAAACCAAGCAGCUGGUAGAGUCUAAGUACACAGUGGAGAAUGGCUACAGCACCAGCGCCAAGGUGGUGUAUGGUGACACCGACUCCGUCAUGUGCCGAUUCGGCGUGUCCUCGGUGGCUGAGGCGAUGGCCCUGGGGCGGGAGGCCGCGGACUGGGUGUCAGGUCACUUCCCGUCACCCAUCCGGCUCGAGUUUGAGAAGGUCUACUUCCCAUACCUGCUUAUCAGCAAGAAGCGCUACGCGGGCCUGCUUUUCUCCUCCCGGCCCGACGCCCACGACCGCAUGGACUGCAAAGGCCUGGAGGCCGUGCGCAGGGACAACUGCCCCCUCGUGGCCAACCUGGUCACUGCCUCACUGCGUCGCCUGCUCAUCAACCGAGACCCUGAGGGCGCGGUGGCCCAUGCACAGGACGUCAUCUCGGACCUGUUGUGCAACCGCGUCGACAUCUCCCAGCUGGUCAUCACCAAGGAGCUGACCCGCGCGGCCUCCGACUACGCUGGCAAGCAGGCCCACGUGGAGCUGGCCGAGAGGAUGAGGAAGCGGGACCCCGGGAGUGCGCCCAGCCUGGGCGACCGCGUCCCCUACGUGAUCAUCAGUGCCGCCAAGGGUGUGGCCGCCUACAUGAAGUCGGAGGACCCGCUGUUCGUGCUGGAGCACAGCCUGCCCAUCGACACGCAGUACUACCUGGAGCAGCAGCUGGCCAAGCCCCUCCUGCGCAUCUUCGAGCCCAUCCUGGGCGAGGGCCGUGCCGAGGCUGUGCUACUGCGGGGGGACCACACGCGCUGCAAGACGGUGCUCACAGGCAAGGUGGGCGGCCUCCUGGCCUUCGCCAAACGCCGCAACUGCUGCAUCGGCUGCCGCACAGUACUCAGCCACCAGGGAGCCGUGUGUGAGUUCUGCCAGCCCCGGGAGUCUGAACUGUAUCAGAAGGAGGUAUCCCAUCUGAAUGCCCUGGAGGAGCGCUUCUCGCGCCUCUGGACGCAGUGCCAGCGCUGCCAGGGCAGCCUGCACGAGGAUGUCAUCUGCACCAGCCGGGACUGCCCCAUCUUCUACAUGCGCAAGAAGGUGCGGAAGGACCUGGAAGACCAGGAGCAGCUCCUGCGGCGCUUCGGGCCCCCUGGCCCUGAGGCCUGGUGACCUUGCAAGCAUCCCAUGGGGCGGGGGCGGGACCAGGGAGAAUUAAUAAAGUUCUGGACUUUUGCUA